AUGUCGUCUUUAAACAUGGACCCCAACCUCUCCGCUGCCAUGCAUCCGCAGCAGGUUGCCGUUGCCGCCAACAACCUGCAGCAGGGCGCCGCCCACCCCAGCAUCCUCCCACACCCGGCCCCGGCCCCAUCCCACCACGGCCCCGGCCGCCCCCCAAACUCGGAGAGGCAGCUUGUUAUCGACGGCCGCCGCUUCCAGCGUCUCGAGGACAACGUCAACAAGCUGCUCGAGCUCACCCAGCUCAUGAUGAACCGCCAGGAGGAGCUCAACGACAUCAUGGUCCAGCGCCACCAGAACCUGCAGAACCAGGUCGUCUCCUUCACCGAGGAGCGUCUGGGCCAGACCGCCAUCGACAACAGUGGCAACCAGGAUGGCGAGGCCGAGGAUGACGAUGAGGACGACGACGACGAUGAGGACGACCGCGACCCGCCCGACAUGGCCUACCCUCCCCUGGGCAUGCAGUUCCGCCCAAACUUUGGCGCCAAGAAGGCCCUCGAGGGCCUCCUCGACAACAUCAACCUGUGGGCCAAGGAGCACGGCUACAAGUGUGCCACCCUGCGGAGCACCCAGAAGCCCGGCGAGCGCGUCCGUGUCGCAAUCCGAUGUGCCCUGGGCGGCGAGGCCCGCUACAAGAUGACCGACGAGAACGGAGAGACCCUCAUCCGGACAAAGAGCGGCCAGCUUCGCAAGCCCUACCGCAAGAGGACCAGCAAGAAGACCGGCUGCCAGUUUGGCUUCAUCCUCGGCGAGACGGGCCAGGGCACAAACGUCUUCGAGGUCCGAUACCACCCCAAUGGGAGCCCGCCUCAUAACCACCCUCCCAUGGAGUUUUAG
Molecule: messenger RNA, 834 nt
Organism: Diaporthe batatas
Lineage: Eukaryota; Fungi; Ascomycota; Sordariomycetes; Diaporthales; Diaporthaceae
Exons: 1
Coding region: 1-834 (277 amino acids)
Source: RefSeq, a predicted model, not a curated record